Molecule: messenger RNA, 624 nt
Organism: Ophidiomyces ophidiicola
Lineage: Eukaryota; Fungi; Ascomycota; Eurotiomycetes; Onygenales; Onygenaceae
Exons: 1
Coding region: 1-624 (207 amino acids)
Source: RefSeq, a predicted model, not a curated record
AUGUAUCCAAACCCCGCUGUGCUCGCUGACGGAGUUCCCUUACCGGAAAGUAUCUCCUUUGUGACUCCGCUUGAAAUCCGUAUCGCACUCUGUCAAGCGUAUCAUACCGAAAAACAUGCCCGUACUCAACUUAGCAUGCUUGAGGAAAACACCCGUAAUCGCUUCUAUCGCCUCUGCCCAAUUGAGAAUACAGCUGUCUUCCAAGAACAUUGCUCUUCUAUCGACCGAAUUCUCGACUGGACCGGUGGUAACAUGCAGAGUAUGUACCAAGUCAGCAGCACCCUUGCUCCGGCACUCAAAGUCCCCAGUUUCGUUCUGAAGUUUACUGUCGACGAACAAGCCUACAGCCGAUAUCUCAACGAGUGUAACGAGAUGUAUCGAAUGUUCUUCAACAGUACACUCGUGGUAUGGAAACAGUGUAAACGUAGAGGCGACGAAGUGUUGCGGCACAGUCAAAUUUCAAAGCUCAACAAGCUAAUGUGUCUGAGAUGGUGGAACAAGUUUCUAGAAGAUGCUCUUGCCUGGGAGUCAAGAAUUGAGGACCUCACAGUAUCUUCAUGGCCCGACAUAAUUGCGGAAUUGUCAACACUCAUCGAGGAAAGGGUCGACUUCGAGGAAGCUUAG